UACAAUAUCAUUUAAAAAUAAGAAUACAUUAUUUAAACAAUUUUUGUGUAUUUUAUCAUUUUUUACUUUUUUUCCAAUAAACGUCAAAAAUUUACUUUUAACACUCUAUAUACAACCUAAAAGCAAAAAAAAAUUUAGUGAAUAUCGUCGUGAAUUUUUCAUACUAGAAAGGUAAACAUUGAUUUAACUUGGUGAAGCCGAAGCUAUUAAGUAAUUAAAGAAGUAUUAAUUUUAAUCACAAAACAUUAUGAGAUAUACUACUUCGACCUUAAGUCAUGGGUCGAGAAGUGCAUCACCUCUUCCAGCGCCAGCAAAUUACCAAAGCAAUAAUUGCUUAUCAGCGACAUCGAAAAGUUUAAAAUUUUUAAGAAGAUUAUUUAAAUUUGACCAAAUGGAUUUUGAAUUCGCUUUAUGGCAAAUGAUAUAUUUAUUCAUAUCACCGCAAAAAGUAUACAGAAAUUUCAAUUACAGAAAACAAACAAAAGCCCAAUUUGCAAGAGAUGAUCCUGCUUUCUUAGUUCUUCUUGUGGUUUGUCUUUUCGUAACUUCUCUAGGAUUCGGUUGGGUUUUAGAUCUCACUUUUUGGCAGAGCGUAUCUUUCAUAUUUUACGUUAUAUUCGUCGAUUGCAUUUUCGCUGGUAUUAUUGUAGCCACUUUCUUCUGGAUAGUUACGAACCGAUACUUGCGUGCGAGUCAAAUCGAAGCUGAUAUUGAAUGGGGAUAUGCUUUCGACGUACAUCUUAAUGCUUUCUUUCCGCCUUUGAUGUUAUUACACUUUGUUCAAUUACUUUUUUACAAUUGGGCUAUUAGUCUGGAUUUUUUCAUAUCAAGGCUUUUUGGAAACACUUUUUGGCUGCUGGCCUUAGGAUAUUAUAUUUAUAUAACAUUUUUAGGAUAUAAUUGUAUACCACAUCUUAAAAACACCAGACUUAUACUUAUUCCUCUGCCAAUACUAUUUUUAUUUUAUUUGAUAUCAAUAAUAAUUGGGUGGAAUGUUACUGUUUCUUUUAUAAUGUUUUAUAAGUAUCGUGUGUACUAAAAUAAUUUAUAUGUAAUUUUUUAUGUACAUUAUAUCUAAUAUAUUUAAGGCUUUAUUGAAAUUUUUAUUUUUCUUUAGAAUAUAUAAUUAUCUAACUCAUUUUUCUAUGUAAAUAAAACAUUGCGAAAUGCGACCACGAAA
Molecule: messenger RNA, 1180 nt
Organism: Condylostylus longicornis
Lineage: Eukaryota; Metazoa; Arthropoda; Insecta; Diptera; Dolichopodidae
Gene: Unc50
Product: protein unc-50 homolog
Exons: 5
Coding region: 248-1039 (263 amino acids)
Cellular component (GO): Golgi membrane
Source: RefSeq, a predicted model, not a curated record